UGUGCACACACACACACUGCAGUCUUGGCGCUUGUGUGCAACCUGCCUGCUCUCAGCAUUAGAUUAGCCAUAUCUACUUGCCUGCAUAUUUUCUUAUUCUCCCUCUUUCUUUUUCCCUCUCUCCCCGCCUGUCUUACACGCGCAGGACACGGUAUAUAAGGGAAUUUUUAAAUCAUCUUUUUUAGUGAAAUCCCGACUAAUCAGUGACUGUCUCCAGUUUUUUCAGCUGUGGUGAUUUUGACAUAUUUUUCUUCAUGGAGGAUUAUCACAAACCCGACCAGCAAACCCUGCAGGCGUUGAAGAACAUCGCCAACCGGCUCAGGAUCAACUCUAUCAAGGCAACAACUGCUGCAGGCAGCGGACAUCCGACAUCAUGCUGCAGUGUGGCAGAGAUCAUGUCCGUGCUCUUCUUCCACACAAUGAAGUACCGACCAGAGGACCCCAGGAACCCCAAUAAUGACCGCUUCAUCCUGUCCAAGGGCCAUGCUGCCCCUGUGCUCUAUGCCGUCUGGGCGGAGACGGGCUACCUGAAGGAGAGCGAGCUGCUGAACCUCAGAAAGAUCGACUCCAUCCUAGAGGGACAUCCUGUUCCCAAACAGCAGUUUGUGGACGUGGCCACAGGCUCCCUGGGGCAGGGCCUGGGGGCAGCUUGCGGGAUGGCCUACACCGGGAAAUAUUUCGACAAGGCCAGUUACCGUGUUUACUGCCUGCUUGGAGAUGGAGAGCUGUCUGAAGGGGCAGUCUGGGAGGCCAUGUCCUUCGCCUCCUACUACCAGCUGGACAACCUGGUAGCCAUCCUGGACAUCAACCGACUGGGCCAGAGCGACCCUACCCCCUUGCAGCAUCACGUGGAGAAGUACCAAAGACGCUGCGAGGCUUUCGGCUGGAAUGCCAUCGUUGUAGAUGGGCACAGUGUGGAAGAGCUGUGCAAGGUACUAAGCCAGCCCCGGCACCAGCCAACCGCCAUUAUCGCCAAAACUGUCAAAGGCAAAGGGAUCUCAGUGGCGGAGGACAAGAUGGGCUGGCACGGCAAGGCGCUCCCCAGGGACAUGGCCGACACGGUGCUGAAAGAGCUCCACAGCCGCAUCCUGAACAACAACAAGCGCCUGUAUCCGGCCACUCCCGUGGACGACGCCCCGCCUGUCAGCGUGCGCAACAUCCGGAUGCCCAGCGCCCCCAGCUACAAGCCGGGAGAGAAGAUUGCCACGCGGAAGGCGUACGGACUGGCCCUGGCCAAACUGGGGCGCUACAACGAGCGCGUGGUGGCCUUGGAUGGGGACACCAAGAACUCUACCUUCUCAGAGAUAUUCAAAAAUGAACACCCAAACCGCUACGUGGAGUGCUACAUCGCUGAACAGAACAUGGUCAGUGUUGCCGUAGGCUGCGCCACUCGGGACAGGAACAUCGUGUUCGCCAGCACCUUCGCCACCUUUUUCACUCGGGCGUUCGAUCAUCUCCGCAUGGCCGCCAUCUCUGAGAGCAAUAUCAACCUGUGUGGGUCACACUGCGGUGUGUCCAUCGGAGAGGACGGGCCUUCACAGAUGGGCCUGGAAGACAUCGCCAUGUUCAGAGCCAUCCCCACAGCAACCAUUUUCUACCCCAGCGACGGCGUGUCCACCGAAAAAGCGGUAGAGCUGGCUGCCAACACAAAGGGUAUUUGCUUCAUAAGGACCAGCCGCCCUGAGAGUGCCAUCAUUUAUAACAGCAACGAGGACUUCCACGUCGGGCAGGCGAAGGUUGUGUAUAAGAGCAACGAUGACCAAGUCACUGUGAUCGGAGCAGGGGUCACUCUGCAUGAGGCGAUGGCUGCAGCAGAGCAGCUAAAGAAAGAGAGGAUCAACAUCCGAGUGAUCGACCCCUUCACUGUCAAACCUCUGGACGCCAAAACCAUCAUCGACCACGCCAAGGCAACCAGGGGCCGCAUCAUCACCGUGGAAGACCACUACUACGAGGGUGGCCUGGGAGAGGCGGUGUGCUCAGCCGUGGUGGGUGAGCCCGGGUUCACGGUGCACCGCCUGGCAAUCGCCCAUGUCCCACGCAGCGGCAAGCCUGCCGAGCUGCUCAAGAUCUUCGGCAUCGACAAGGACGCCAUCAUGCAGGCGGUCAAGAAGAUGAUCAGCAGCUCUGCCAAUGCCAAGUAGAGGAGAACGCGGCUCCCGCAGACAGCACUUACAGCUCCACAUGCUGUCCCUUUCCAUGAAUAAAAUAGUCACGGAAAUCUCCAAAAAAAAAAAAAAAUGGUACUUCUGUUAAUCGUCAUUGUUGUGGUUCCAACAUGCCCCCAAGUUAACCUUUACUGUGAGCCCCUCCCCCUCCCCCCACCCCGAGAACGAGUAACGUAGUCGUGUGAGUAAGCGGUGAACAUUUUGAAGUUAUUGUCACUUUUUUCACAUUUUGACACAGUGCACCCACUUUGUACCCCACUUGAAUGACCGUAUGUUCAGGUUGCAGAGCAUCGAUGCUGACUUCUAAGGUCUUGAGCGGUAAUGAUGCGGUUUAGAGCACUGUUUUUACCUGACCCUUACAUGAUUUGACACCAAUAAAGGAGCGGU
Molecule: messenger RNA, 2552 nt
Organism: Megalops cyprinoides (Indo-Pacific tarpon)
Lineage: Eukaryota; Metazoa; Chordata; Actinopteri; Elopiformes; Megalopidae
Gene: tkta
Product: transketolase a
Exons: 14
Coding region: 255-2141 (628 amino acids)
Biological process (GO): ribose phosphate biosynthetic process; pentose-phosphate shunt, non-oxidative branch
Cellular component (GO): endoplasmic reticulum membrane; extracellular exosome
Molecular function (GO): transketolase activity; thiamine pyrophosphate binding
Source: RefSeq, a predicted model, not a curated record